Molecule: messenger RNA, 4554 nt
Organism: Sphaeramia orbicularis (orbiculate cardinalfish)
Lineage: Eukaryota; Metazoa; Chordata; Actinopteri; Kurtiformes; Apogonidae
Gene: fsta
Product: follistatin a
Exons: 5
Coding region: 453-1418 (321 amino acids)
Biological process (GO): regulation of BMP signaling pathway; negative regulation of activin receptor signaling pathway; multicellular organism development
Cellular component (GO): extracellular region
Molecular function (GO): protein binding; activin binding
Source: RefSeq, a predicted model, not a curated record
CGUCUUCCUUGUGUAUGUUCCAUAAACUAAAAGGAUUAAACAUUUUCUUCACCAAAACGAAAUUUUCAUCACUUGGCACAUUUUGCCUGAUUUGCUCGAUGUUUCAGAUACCUGACAGCGACCGGUAAGAUUCAGAAGUAAUGCUGGUUUGUUGUAAAUGCAGGGAUAUUUUCCAUACACUUUAAUUACUCCGGCGAGAGAAAGUUGUCUGUAACGAUGUCACCUGAUUGGGAUUGAAAGAACUUUGGUAAGAAAAAAAAAAAAGAAAAGAAAAAACUCCCCACCCCCACAGAAGAGGAGACCGCCCACCAAAGACAGUCAACCCGAGACCCCUUAUAGAUUUAAAAAGAGACGCUGCAUUCUCAGACUGACACUUAUUCAACACUGCCACCUUAAGCAGAUUACUUUUGCGCUGUGUCAAAUAGUACGUGGUUCCACUUUGCCUCUCCAUCAUGUUUAGGAUGCUGAAACACCACCUCCACCCGGGCAUUUUUCUCUUGUUCGUUUGGCUUUGUCACCUUAUGGAACAUCAAAAAGUUCAAGCUGGCAACUGCUGGCUACAGCAAGGCAAGAACGGGAGGUGCCAGGUGCUCUACAUGCCCGGGAUGAGCAGGGAGGAGUGCUGUCGGAGCGGACGGCUGGGGACAUCCUGGACCGAAGAGGACGUCCCCAAUAGCACGCUGUUUAGGUGGAUGAUCUUCAAUGGCGGAGCCCCUAAUUGCAUACCUUGCAAAGAAACCUGUGAUAAUGUUGACUGCGGGCCUGGGAAGAGGUGCAAGAUGAACAGGAGGAGUAAGCCCCGCUGCGUGUGCGCCCCAGACUGCUCCAACAUCACCUGGAAAGGACCGGUGUGCGGCUCGGAUGGCAAGACCUACAAAGAUGAAUGCGCACUGCUGAAGGCGAAGUGUAAAGGCCACCCCGACCUGGAUGUGCAGUACCAGGGAAAGUGCAAGAAAACGUGCCGUGACGUCCUGUGCCCCGGCAGCUCCACGUGCGUGGUGGACCAGACAAAUAACGCAUAUUGUGUGACGUGUAAUCGGAUUUGCCCCGAGGUGACGUCUCCCGAGCAGUACCUGUGUGGAAAUGACGGGAUCAUCUACGCCAGCGCGUGUCACCUGAGAAGAGCUACCUGUCUGCUGGGCAGGUCCAUCGGGGUGGCGUACGAGGGCAAAUGCAUCAAAGCGAAGUCGUGUGAGGACAUCCAGUGCAGCGCAGGGAAAAAGUGUCUGUGGGAUGCCAGGAUGAGCCGGGGACGCUGCUCACUGUGCGACGAGACCUGCCCGGAGAGCAGGACAGAUGAGGCGGUGUGCGCCAGCGACAACACUACAUACCCCAGCGAAUGUGCCAUGAAGCAAGCUGCUUGUUCAAUGGGGGUACUGCUGGAAGUCAAGCACUCGGGAUCUUGCAACUGUAAGUAAAUCACAAAAGAAAAAUAUGAAACAACACCUCCCCCUGUCCCUUUCUCCAAGCAAAAAGACAAUAUUUGUGUUGCUUUCCCAACUAUUCCCUGAGAGUGCCCUCCUUCACCCCCACUAUUCUCCCCUCAUUCAACCAACCAAUCAACCAACCAACCAACCAACCAAUCAGUCAGUCAAUCAAUCAGUCAAUCCCACCCUUCCAGGCCACUUCACCAACACCAAGCACAUCUUAAGCAGAAAGGACUUGGGAAUGGAAGAACUUGCAUGUCUUUGUCACUGGCUUUUGUUUUGUUCUUGUAUUUUUCCAAUCUGCAAAACAAAAUAACAGGAAGGCAAUGAAUGAAUGAACGAACGAAUGAAUGAAUGAAGCAGGCUGUCCUGAGAGUCUGGUCAGUAACUCAAAUAAUAAAGUAUUGUUGUUUGCAGUGGAACAAUCCUGAUAUUUAUAGCUUAAUCGCUGAUAUAGUAGAGACCUGCCGGAGCCUUAAAUCCCAUUUUUGUUCAUUUUUACAGCAGCGGUCAUAUCUACAGUCUGUAAACAGUCCCACAGUCAUAUGCUAAUUUCAAUGGUGUAUUUGUAUUAUUUUUGUUUCUGUUGUUUUUUUUUUCUUUUGGCUGUAAUCAAUCACUUCAGAAUAUAAUAAUGCACUGCCUCUUGUGACAUACAUCACGCUGCCAACGUGUCAACAUAUAAGAACCCUUUUUUAAACUCUAUUCAUACGACUGUGCAUAAGGUGAUUGUAACAUUGGUGCCAUGAUUUAUGACUAAUGGUUCAUGCAGAGACUACCUAUUUGUUUGAUUGCUCCUACUCUCCCAUAAGACAAAAAAGAAAAACAUCAAUUUGAACAACAGCCUCAAGGAAGGAUCAAAUUUACAUUCCAAGUUGCCAAGUUGUGAAAGAGAUGUCUCCCUGUUUUUUUCUAUCUCUUCUCCUGACUGAGUACCUUAAUGUGACGUGCCUCGAGGUAUGCAAUGGAAACCAAGGGACCAACUUUAUGAUCACCUCAUGAGCUAAAAAAUAGAAUAUAAUGUGAUAUUUUACAGUGUGCAGGAUAAGCAUUCAGAUGCUUGUAGAAUCAUUCUAUUACUCCUCAUCUCAAGCAUUAGGAAAAUCAGCUAACUUCUAUUGUUCGUGCUUAUUUUUGCCAGUGAAUGUGUUGUCUAUCAGAAUAUGUAAAUCCAUUUGGAUUGAUGAGGGACUGCCUGUUUUGUUUUCUUCUUUUUUUUUGUUAUUGUCAACUCUUGCUCUUGCUUGUGUGCUUUUUUUUUUUUUUUUUUUUUUUUUAAUGUCCGAUGAUGUAAAUCUCUUCUGUAAAAAGAAAAGAGAAAAUACCUCAGAGCUGUGUUGAUGAUGUUUGACCUGCUUCCCAGGCUGUCAGUCAGUCAGUCAGUCAGUCAGUCCUCCGUCUCCACUCAAAAAAAAAAAGAAAGAAAAAGAUAUUAGCUAAUCCUAGAACACCAGAGCAUAUGUUUUGUGUGUGUGUUAUGUCAUGUGUGUCUGCUUCUAGGACCCCCCCCCCCAAAAAAAAAAAAAAAAAAUUAACUACCACCUCUUGUGCAUCCAUCCAUCCCUACCUUUCCUCCCACUUCUCUUUUUUGCAAUCCUGACUUGCUACAAUAUGUACGUUUAGCAGUUGUCGCACAUAAUCACACACACAUAACCAAUCAUAAAACAAAUGACAAACAAAUUAGUCCGAGCUUGUGUGUCAGUGGCUUUUGUUGUGAGCUUUUUUUUGUCUUUUUUUUUUUUUUUUUGAGAACAUUCAGUGAUAUUCUGCGCUGUUGUGGUCCAUAUUCAUACAACAGCUACCAUAUAUUCUCCCAUUUAGCUAUUACAGAAGACCAGGAGGAGGAUGAGGAAGAUGAGGACUCAGACUACAUGGCCUAUGUCCAUUUAUCUUCUGUACUGGAUGGAUAGGCCCCCCCUCCCCCCAUCACUGUAGGGGAACAGUCCUAUAGGGCAAAGGAAUCAUGUCCUUACUGUACAUUAUGUGUAUGCUUAUUUAUUUUUUAAUGGAAAAAGGAAGUAUACAUAUAGUUCAGUCUGCUAGAUGUUUAUUUAUACGUUUUUUGUUUGUUUUUUUUUUUUGUUUCGUUUGUUUUGUGUGUGUGUGUGUGUGCGUGUGUGCGCGUGUGUGUGUGUGUGUUUUGUAAUUUAUACAUUUACAAUGUCAGGCUUACUAUCUACCAUUAUAUAAUGUGUUACCCCUCAUUUCACCCCUUUUUGUUGUUGUUCCUUUUACUUUCUUUCUUUUUUUUAUCAUGAAGAAAUAUAUUUGUCCAAAGAGAAGCAGUGUUAUUUAUUUGUCCUGUUACCGUGUAAGUAUAUAAAGUCCUCUACAAGCUGUAAAUUGCAUUCCCUGAGCUGUAAAAAUCUGCUUGUUAAAACUGUCAAAUCUCUAUCACAGAUGUUUAUGUCACACAUACAUAUGUACGUAAAUGCAUGUUUAGGCUGUGUGUUUAUUUAUUGGGAAUAUAUCAAUCAUUUUAUGUACAGAAGUGUUAACUGGUUUGUUUACAACUCAUAAUAACUGACCAAAGGGAUUCUCUCAAUGGUUUUGUUUUUUGUUUUUGUUUUUUAAUUUUUUGUUGUAUUAUUUCUUUUUUUUUUUUUUUCAAAAUACACAACAGUGAUGACAUGGAAGAGAAAAAAAGAGCCAUUUGUUUUUCUUUUCUAACUUUUCUUCAGUUUUAGUUCUUUAGAUGAUUCAUUUCCACAUGGACUUCAUUAGACAUUAUUCAAUAGCAGUUUGUCUCAAAAUGUUAUAGCAAAGGUAAGUUUUUGGAUAAUACUUGAUUAUUUUUUGGAAACAAUGUGCCAUUAACAUUUGUGUGUUGUCUUUUUUUCUUUUUCUUUUUUUUGCCAUUGUGCUCCAUAAUGCUCUUGCAGAGCUGAAAUAGUUUAAAGUACCACUGCAGUACUUGACACUAUAUCAGACUUCAUCACUGUUCUCUUCUUUUUGUUUCUUUUUUUGUCAGAAUGCAUUUUUAUUUUCAAACAUCACAAGAGAAAUACAAAAUUCUGUUAUGAAUAUAUAGUUUUGUAUUUUUUAUGUAAAUGUCAUAUGUACAUACAAAGUUUGAUGGUAUUUGUACAGAUAUGAAGAGUGAAACAAUAAAAGUUUUUUUUCCUUA